Molecule: messenger RNA, 2618 nt
Organism: Myxocyprinus asiaticus (Chinese sucker)
Lineage: Eukaryota; Metazoa; Chordata; Actinopteri; Cypriniformes; Catostomidae
Gene: mtpap
Product: mitochondrial poly(A) polymerase
Exons: 10
Coding region: 1-1806 (601 amino acids)
Cellular component (GO): mitochondrion
Molecular function (GO): poly(A) RNA polymerase activity
Source: RefSeq, a predicted model, not a curated record
AUGACGCAUGUUGUCCACCGUAGAGUGAAUGUCUACGCAUGCGCCCAUCUCAAUUCAACAAUGGCGUCCUCCUUUGGUGUGUGUAGGUUACAUAUGUGGGGUUUAAGAGGGCUUGUAAGAUUUAGUCUUGGAGUAGAACCUCAGAAGCAAAGAAGAUUCGCUACAACUACAUCAGCAAUUAAGGGCCAGAUAGGAAACAAGACAGCGAAAGCCGCAAAGGAGAGUAAAUCAUUUCAAGCAAUCCAGGAGGAGAAAAGAGAACAAGCUGAGAGGUCGGUCUUAAUCAGCUUGCCAGCAAAGAUCAACGAAAAUAAAUUUUUAGGUUACCUGUCUAAACAUGGGGCAAUCAACAAGCAUUUCUUCUACAAUAGCUAUGGAACAUAUGCAGUGGUUGAAUUCUCCAGCAGAGAGAGCAUCACCUCGUUGAAGGAGAGCACUAACAUACCAGCUGUCCAACAUGAAGCUGCAGUGCCUUUCAAAUCCCGUCUGCUUUCAUUGAAAUGGACUGGGCCAGGCAGUCAGUCGGGCAAUCAUCCCGUGCCAAAUUUCCAAGAGCAGUCCCCACCAUCCAUCAAUGGCAUCAUCCAGCUGCUCUCUGAACAGGACAGUGUAGAUCAGCAAAUGCAACGUCUGACAGAGGCCUUUCAGCUCACAGAAGAGAACAUUAGUCUACGGUUUUUGGUCUGUUCUCUGCUCAGAGACAUAACUGCUGCAUAUUUUCCAGAAAGCAUCAUCAUGCCUUUUGGCUCCACUGUCAACAGUUUUGGCAAACUGGGCUGUGACCUCGAUAUGUUUCUGGACCUUGACGGCAGCUAUGCACCAGGCCAGAGAAUGGGCUCUGGAAUGUCUCUGGAGUACCAGGUGAAGAGAGUGGCAUCAGAGCGGGUUGUGACCCAGAGUAUCCUCUCAGUCAUUGGGGAAUGUGUGGACCAGUUCGGCCCUGGAUGUGUAGGGGUCCAGAAAAUUCUGCAAGCUCGAUGUCCUCUUGUCCGCUUUGCUCACCAACCCUCUGGCUUUCAGUGUGACCUCACUGCCAACAACAGGGUGGCAAUGAAAAGUUCCGAGCUGCUGUUUCUGUACGGGCAGCUGGAUCCUCGUGUUCGGCAACUGGUGUUCAGCGUGCGGUGCUGGGCUCGAGUUCAUAGCAUCACUAGCAGUAUUCCGGGACCAUGGAUCACCAACUUCUCUUUAACGCUCAUGGUAUUGUUCUUUCUACAGCAGAGGAGUCCUCCUAUACUGCCCACACUGGACCGACUAAAGGAGCUGGCAGGACCAUCAGAUAAGUGUGUCAUUGAGGAGAAUGACUGCACCAUUGUCAGUGACCUCAGCAAGAUUGCACUGCAGAAUAACACAGACACAUUAGCAAAACUGUUGCAGGAGUUCUUUGAGUUUUAUGGCAAUUUUAACUUCAAGGCAUCGAUCAAUAUUAGGAAGGGAAAGGAGCAGAACAAACCGGAAACAGCCGCUUUGCACAUCCAGAACCCAUUUGAAACUACUCUAAACAUUAGCAAGAAUGUUAACGCAACGCAGCUCGAACGUUUUGUGGGACUUUGUCGAGAAAGCGCGUGGCUUCUCCAGCAGAGGGAAGUCCUUAACAGAAGUUCUAGCCAAUCAGCUGAAUCGGUCUCACCGUGGGGGUUCGCUGCCCUUCUCCUUCCUUCAGUCACUUCAGGAGCAGGGGUGAAAAGUCGCAGGAAGAGAAAACUGGAGCCAGCUAGUUCAAGGAUAAAAAACCUGUUAGACUCUCUAAAGAUUAAAGGUGGCGAAACUGUUGCAAAGAAAGGAAGUGCCAACCCUAGGAGGUGAUAUGCUCAGUAUAACUGGGGGACUCUUGGGUUUUUAAAGAAAAACAUCUUGAGAUUUUUCAAAUGUAAUAUCCAACAUGCCCAAACAUGGAAACAAUGAGAGGUGGAUAUAUUUCUACAGUUGGAGUCAGAUUAUUAUGUAUUUAAUUUGUGAGCUGGAUUGACAGUGUGACUAACAUUUAAACUCACUCAGCAUACUGCAAUGAGAAGUUAUGGUGCACUAUACCUCUUUUAAAAAAAACUUUAAAAACUAAGACUUCAUUCCAACUAAAAGUUUUUUUACAUGAAAAGGGAAGCUUUGUAGAUCACAUCAUGAUAUAACAUGGGAGGCAGAGGUCCACUGCAGUCGUCGCUUCUUUGGAAAAAGGAGUUUGUUGUGCUGAUCUGAUAACAGUGAUCAUUACUGUUGUUAUAGCAGUGAAGCAGAACCUCUGAACACUAAACAGCUUAAAUAGAACAGAAGUGAAGUUUUGAUUCAGUUAGAUCACAUACAGACUCAAUCCUCUCUUUAUUGCCAUACCAACACUUUGGCCUAAUGACUGAAUAAGUAGUUUUGUAAAAGCAGUUAUCAGUCAAGGUUAUCACAUAAGUAUGUAGUCAGAAGUAAAAAAAGAAUUUAUAGUUUACUGUCAACCAUUGUAAAUAACAAAAGUUUUAUAAGAUAUUAAAAAAUAAGUAAGUGCAAUCAACCUAGUAAUGUUUGUUCCUUGUUAAAUGGGCUUUUUAAAAAUUUGUUGUUUUGUUGGGUGACUUCUUAUGAGGUAGGGUUGCCUAAUUUCUCCACUCCUUUAUAAAAUGAAAGGGGUAGUUCAC